This is a messenger RNA of Neospora caninum, 4092 nucleotides long. RefSeq lists its product as hypothetical. The transcript is spliced from 9 exons. Lineage: Eukaryota; Apicomplexa; Conoidasida; Eucoccidiorida; Sarcocystidae. The record is from RefSeq and is a predicted model, not a curated record. Gene Ontology annotation, cellular component: Mon1-Ccz1 complex; lysosomal membrane; late endosome membrane. Gene Ontology annotation, biological process: regulation of autophagy. Bases 1 to 4092 code for a protein of 1363 amino acids.
AUGCCUGACCCUUCUCUGUGCAGCAUGGCUUCCGCCGAGGCAACACUGUCUGGGGCUUCGCCGUCUCGCACGAGGGCGGGUGCAUUUCCGUCCUUCUCUUGGGAGAACUACACAGACUCUGCCGGGUCCGGACAGUGCCGCGCUGAAAUCAGUCGUCCUCCGGACAGUUCCGGAACCGGCAUUGGCCACCUGGAAUAUACGGCUCAUAAGCCGCCGCCUCCCCUGACAGAGGCAGAGCUGCGCUACUACGCCGCUCUCCCUCCGGUGUAUCUACAGCCGCCCAUCUACUCGUGGACGUCGUCUGCUCGAGCUCGAACGAGUCCCCAGCCUUUCAUUCAGCAGCGGGUUCUCUUCGAUGAAGUUCACCGGAAAAUUAUCCACCAGCGAAUUGGUUGUCCCCCAUCUGCGUUGCCUGGGACGCUUGGGACUCAGCUCGGGAAACUGGAGCUGCAGGCGUCUCCGCUGUCGACGGGUUCAGACCCGGAUCUUCAGGCCCUCUCUGGCCAGACGUUAUCCUUUCAUCGCUCCACAGCGCAGUCUCCCGCCUCUGCUCUCGGGGGGGCUCACACACCACAGCUCCAUGGAAAUGGGUCGUGCUCUUUCCUUCUCUGUGUCGACACCCGAGAGAAACAGCGAAGCCGAGGACACAAACAAAGCGCCUCAGCUUCCGGCUCGUCGAAAGACGAAGAAGGCAAAGACGUUGUCAUUUCGUUCAACAAAGGGCUCGCGUCGAUUCUCCGUUUUUCACCUUGUGGUCGGUAUCUUCUCUACGUUGCUCCCCCGGCCCAGCCUUCUCUCCCCUCCUCUGGCUCAGGCUCUCCGCGUGUCCCGCCUUCGCCAAGAGGCGGAGGGGGGAGAGGCGAGGCCACUGGAGGCGCCGCGGCUUCGGCCUCGGAGGCAAUGCCCGAAGGCGGAACGGCGACACUCCAAGAGGAGGUGGAAAUUGGAAUUGUCGACACCGUCGCGCCGCAGGCGGGGCCCGUUGUGCUUCUCCCAGUAGAAGGCACUGUAGGAGGCGAGAGGGGGAAGGACGGCGCACAUGCAGGAGGCAUUCUUCAAGCGUUCUGGCUCCCCUCUCUGGUCCCUGCUGAAACGGAGGCAAACAUCUGUGUCAUCACACGGCAAGGCGUCGAGAUCUUCACGUUCGUUUUCGAGCCUCCUUCAGUCCGUCAAGUCCGGCGGCUUCCCCAGCCUUGCAAUCUUGCCUGGGCGGUUCUGUGUCCCUUCCCGAGCACUCCUUCAACCACCAUGUCCUCACGUGCGCCUUCUGUCUUCUCCCGGUCACCUUCGACCGCUAGUCGGGCGCGGGGUCCAACGCGGCCGUCCGUCCUCGCGGCCGGCGAACGCCGACCGGCCGUCGCCGGUGCAUUCGUCCUCGCGGUGGCCGCACGGGCGCUUCAGCCUUUCCUCCUCAAGUGGAAUGAAAAUGGAGUUCCAGGCGUGACCCUCGCCAAGCUUCCAAAGAUUGAACUGAAUCUACCUCAAUGGCAAACGCUUCAGCAACAAGAAGUUCACUUCCUUCUUGUCUACGGUGUUGUCUACUGUAUCCACGUCGACCAAGCAGCUGGGCGUAUUUCGAUGAGGACUCUGACGGGUCAUCUGCAGCCCGACAUCGUAUUGGAUUGCCUCCAGCCUGGUCCGAUGGAGGUUUCUGUAGUGGACGACUUGAUUCUCGUGCAUCACCAGCGCCUGCGGUCGACUCUGAUUUACGACAUUUACGACUACCCCGCUCUUCCGACAGCUCCGUUCUCGGUCUCUCUCUCUUCGUCUCUCUCGUCUGCCGCCGCCGCGAAGACAGUUCGCGCCGUGACGCCGCUGGUGCACCACAGCGUGGCCGGGACUCGGCCGUCUCCGUCCUUCGAGGAGUCGGCAGGGAGAGACGAAGACGAGGCAGGGCGAAGCGCCAGCCUGUCAAAGCGGAGCGUUUCUCAGCAACUCGACGAUGUCGAGUUGCAAACUGUCGACUUUGAUACCGCGCGUUUUGUCGGAGGCGAAUUCGUCAUGGACGAAGAGGGAGGACACAUGUACAUCUUGGCGCUUAACCAUGAUGUACUUAUGCAUCUGCUGCUGCUUGAGCGGCAGUCUCUGUCGUUCGCGCUCCAAGUGAUGCAGCAGCGCAGCGGGUGCCGGCGGCACGUCCUUCGCCUCCUCCAGCACGCUUUGCGGCUGCGCACGCCACUCUCGGAUUUGUCACCCGUCCUCAUGCUCGUCAAUCAGCGCUAUAGGUCUGCAGUGGAAUCCGUCCCUGACGAGUUUCUUCUCACCGGCAAAAGGCGAGACCCGAACGAGCCAGACGCGGAUGGGACGAGCAAGGAGAGGGGCUCAGGGUUGCGAGCCGGAGGGAAAGAAGAGGCGGGCAAAAGCCCGAAAGACGCCGGUCAUAGCGACCGCGCAAGACUCGUGGGGAGUGGCGAGGUCAAGGCGAAGGCCCAGGCGGCGGAGCAUGCAAAGACAGGGGCGACAGAGAACCGGGGAAGAAAACAGGAGGAAGAAGGGAGAACCCGAGUCGCCUUCGAGCGGCUGAUUGCCUGGGUCGGGGAUGCAACGAUUGUCACGGAGAGAGACGUCGUCCUGUCUGCUUUCUAUCCGUACGUUGUCGAGACCCUGGACCUACCCCCCGGCCAGCUUUUGCUGGAAGCUGCGUUCGACCUUCCCCCGGGAACCGCCUCGUCUCUGUCGUCUUCUCUCUGCCGCAAAAUCCCGUCGCAUUCUCUUCCCGCUUCUCCUCUCGCUGCGCCGUGCGGCUGCCCGGGCCAAUUCUGUGGGGCGAUCACUCGAAGCCCGGCGGGGAAGGACGGCGUGGGGUGGCGCAGAGGUGACCCCCGCAGCGGGUCGUGGGAGUCCGAAGGCCCUUCGGCGUCUCCGCCUCCGACCGCGGUCGGAGGCGAGGGAGGGACAGAAGUCUCAGGCGACGGGUCUGGCUUUUUCGGCGGCGGGCAGCUCUCCAGCUACUCGAGUGAAAUCCCGUAUGUCUUGAGCGCAGCUCUCGAGUACAUGCGCUUGCUCCUCGGUCAGCAGGUUCUUCCUCAUCGAGUGCUUCAAACCUUUAUUUUUGAUGCCUGCGUUUUCUACAAGAGAGGGGACAUUCUUCGGCAACUUCUGCAAUACCACGUUCUUUUGGACUCGCCAGGAAUGCUGAAACGCCUGUACAUCGUGUGGCAGCAGCUACGCAUGCGCCGCCGGUGUCUCGCGAGUGCGAUAGACGAACGAUGGACGAGGCAAACGUGCCUAGACAUGGCACUCCGUCAGCGAGACUGGGGAACGAUUGUCGAGAUUCUCAUUGAGCUCAAGCAGUACACGCGAGUUGUUCCUCUCCUGCAGCGCUACGCCGUCAGCUACUAUCCUCUCCGAGAUUUCCUUCGGGCGGUGGCAGCCGAUGUCGAGGCACAAGAAUCUCAGCCGGGAUUACUUCAGCAUAUCUUAGCUUGUGUUCGCGCGUGGGUGAAUGAGGCGACUGUCUCCGCGUCUGGCCUCGCUCUUCCUAACCUCACGGACUGCAGUCUGUGGCUGCCGCACGACCUGACAGCUGCGGCGGCGCCCAAGCAGUUGCCUGCGUUGCUUCACGAGUUCUCUGAAAAACAGUUGUCGAAUUCGUCCGUGGACACAGCUGAGCUUUCCAGAAGGGACAGUGCGGCCAGCAGGGGCGACGAGAGGGAUGACGAGCCGGGAGAGGCCGGAGCCCAGCGGCAGACGCUGGAGAGCGAGGGAGAGGCUGCGGCGGAGGAAGCGAAGAAGAGAGAGCCGGUGGAAGAAAGAAAGGCGAACGGAGGCGUAGAUAGAAGAGACGCUACGGGGAAGGACGAAAAGAGAAGCGGAGGCCAUAGAGUGAGGCUUGACGGCGAGGCAGGGAACGGAAACUCGGAAGCCGGAUCAGAGGAAGAAGAGAGAAGGCGACAAGAGUUAGAAGCACACGUUGUGGACUGGGAAGAAAUCGGAGAAAUCAGCGCCGCGUUAGUGGAAGAGAGUGAAAUCAGUGACUCAGAACAAAGUGCGGACACGAUGUUUAGCUUUGAGGCGCAUCAUCACCUCGUCGUUGCAUCUCUUGGAGAGUCCCACUUGGAUGAGGCGAGGACAACACACUUUUCUGCGUAA